Molecule: messenger RNA, 727 nt
Organism: Hippopotamus amphibius kiboko
Lineage: Eukaryota; Metazoa; Chordata; Mammalia; Artiodactyla; Hippopotamidae
Gene: CLDN20
Product: claudin 20
Exons: 1
Coding region: 17-676 (219 amino acids)
Biological process (GO): cell adhesion; bicellular tight junction assembly
Cellular component (GO): plasma membrane; bicellular tight junction
Molecular function (GO): structural molecule activity
Source: RefSeq, a predicted model, not a curated record
AACAAACAGUGACAUCAUGGCUUCAGCGGGUCUGCAGCUCCUUGCUUUCACCCUGGCCUUAUCUGGGGUCUCUGGAGUACUCACGGCCACCCUGCUGCCCAACUGGAAGGUGAAUGUGGAUGCAGGUUCCAACAUCAUCACGGCCAUCGUGCAGCUGCAAGGGCUGUGGAUGGACUGCACGUGGUACAGCACCGGGAUGUUCAGCUGCACCCUGAAGUACUCCGUCCUGGCCCUCCCCACCCACGUGCAGGCUGCGCGGGCCACCAUGGUCCUGGCCUGUGUCCUGUCUGCCGUGGGGAUCAGCACGUCCAUAGUCGGGAUGAAAUGUACACGCUUAGGAGGGGACAGGGAAACCAAGAGUCACGCUUGUCUUGCAGGGGGAGUCUGUUUCAUGUCUGCGGGGAUCUCUGGUUUAAUACCGACCGUGUGGUACACGAAGGAGAUCAUAGCGAACUUUCUGGAUCUGACAGUUUCAGAAAGCAACAAACAUGAACCUGGAGGAGCCAUCUACAUUGGAUUCAUUUCGGCCAUGCUGCUGUUUAUCUCUGGCAUGAUUUUUUGCACACCCUGUAUAAAAAAGAAUUCAGAAGCUUUGCUGCACCCAUCCAAGCAGCAGCACGUCUCUACCACACAGCCAGAGGACAAUUCAGCAUACCACCUGAAGGAUUAUGUGUGAAUAACUGUGUGAUCCACAUGGAACUUUUAGGUGCCUGCUGUGACUUCUGUC